This is a messenger RNA of Ogataea philodendri, 277 nucleotides long. RefSeq lists its product as uncharacterized. The annotation marks the transcript as partial. Lineage: Eukaryota; Fungi; Ascomycota; Pichiomycetes; Pichiales; Pichiaceae. The transcript has a single exon. The record is from RefSeq and is a predicted model, not a curated record.
UUGUUCAAUGACAAAAAGAACCCAUCCCCUUACUCUAAGGACGCUUUCGAAGAAUACUUGGUCCACGGAAACAAGAAGCUAUGUAACCCAGAACACAAGGGUUCUAAAGCCGGUGCCGUCUAUCACUUCAAGAACAUUCCAGCUGGUGAAUCUGUCACUGUCAGAUACAAGUUCACUAACGACUUCGAUAACACUAUCUUCCCAUCCAAGGACUUGGCUGUCAUUGACGAAGAUAUCUUCGACACCACUUUCGACAACAGAAAGGAAGAAGCUGAUA